Nelumbo nucifera (sacred lotus) is the source of this 3840-nucleotide messenger RNA. RefSeq names its product MND1-interacting protein 1-like. Lineage: Eukaryota; Viridiplantae; Streptophyta; Magnoliopsida; Proteales; Nelumbonaceae. The record is from RefSeq and is a predicted model, not a curated record.
AACUGAAACCCUGAAACCAUUGCCCUUUCUUAACCCACCCACCGGAAAUUAACCCGGUCGAGUUCCGCCGGCCGAGAAGCACCAUGUGGAUUGUGAACUCUCUCUCUGCACCUGCUUCAAAAAUUUGGCAUGCGUGUGGAGUAGUCUGAUGUCUGAACACUCUUGAAGUCUGAAUAAAGGUUCAACUGGCAUUUCCUUUAAAAGUAAUUUUGGAAUUGGUAUUUCCCUAAUGGGAUCCGUCAAACUGUAAGAUCUUGAUCCUCUCUGCUUCUAUAGAGAAGAUCAAGAUUCAGUUGCAGCAGACCCGCACCUGUUUAGCAAAGACAUCUCUGAGUUAAUGGCGCUUCUCUGCCGGACUACUCCACAUGCAUGCCAAAUGUUGGAAAAUCGGACUACGACGGUGACGUUUUAGAUACUAGUCAAUAAUCUGCCGACGGCUAAGCUCACCGUGGAGUCGGUUGAGACCGUCAACAACCUCAUAUCUUGCACGGUGCAGAAGAUCAAGGCCGCCCUUCACUACGAAAACCGAGAGAGUGAGGAGACUGAAGGUGCGGGUGCUGGCUGUAACUGUCCUUACUUGCUCGAAGACGACUAAUCCAACGUUUGUGUAUCCCAAUAAAUAAUUAGCAGCAGCAUCCCAAGUGGAUUGACUGAAAUAUAUAAAAGCAUGAAAUCACACUAGUGUGUACAUGCAGUUUCAGUCGUCUCAUAAACAUCAAACAUCGAUGUGGAGGGUUUCAGGUCUGAAAUUGGAGAAAGAGAAGGGAUUACGGAAGGUCGAGGGAUACUUACCUCCAGCCGGAACGGUCAUCGGCGUUGAUCGGUGGAACUCGAAGAGAGCAAUCUCCGGCGGAUUACGGAAGAUAGAGAGUUUCAGGUCUGAAAUUGGAGAAAGAGAAGGGGAUGAUGCCCUUUUGGGCGAGAGGGAGCUAACGGGGCGGAAUUAACGGCCGUCUUAUGAGCUUCGCACGAGUCUCUUUAUUUCGCGUGUGAUCGGACACGUGGCGCGCCCACAACGCGUGAGAUGUAUUUGGGGGGCAACUCUGUGGGGGGCGGAUGCGAACGCCCAUACCACUCAGCCUAACUUAACGAGAUAUUGGCACGUUGCAGUAAGAGCCAUUUCCUAUAUAAUUUUCUCGUUCCAAGCUCUCUCUCUCUCUCUCAAUUUUCCCUCUGUUCGACCCACUCGAUCUUUUUCCUGCAACUCAAGACGAAAACCAAACGGGUUCUGCAUCGUUUUGGGUUCUUGAUUUCAAUCCAAUCACCAUUUCUAUUUCUUUCUCUCGAUCUUGAUUCUUCCGAACUAUGGGUUGGACCGUAAGAGAAAAGCAUAUCCGAAGCAGUCGGAAAACUCGAUCAAUAAAACUUGAUAUAGAUUGCAACCUCUCGGAUAGAACCGGAAUCCCCUCCUCAUUUCAUGAAUUCUGCUUGAAGCCAUCCGAUCAUCGGAGUUCCGAUGACGACGAUCAGAAUGGUUCCGGGAAUCCUAACAUUAACCCUAAUUAUGAUGAGAGUGGUUGGGGGUACUGUACUGAAGAUCAAUUAGAAGAGUUAUUGCUAAAGAACCUCGAGUAUUUGUAUAAUGAAGCAAUCUCUAAACUCGUAGCGCUUGGAUAUGACGAAGACGUUGCCUUAAAAGCGAUCUUAAGAAAUGGGCAUUGCUACGGUAGCAUGGAUGUUCUCACGAAUAUCCUGCAGAAUUCACUCGCUUACCUUAAUAGUACGUUUGUAAAUAAUCUGCACAAUGGGAAUUCUGAGGAACCUGAACCAGUUUUUGGGGAUCUGAGGCAACUGGAGGAGUACUCACUGGCAGGCAUGGUCUGCUUACUCCAGCAGGUUCGGCCCCAUUUGAGUAAAGGAGAUGCUAUGUGGUGUCUUCUCAUGAGUGAUCUGCAUGUGGGCCGAGCCAGCACAAUGGAGAUCCCAGUCCUUCCCCCCACCAAUGGUGGUGCUGGUAGUGCUGGUGGUACCGGUCCUGUUCCUGGUCCUGGUCCUACUGCUGGCAAUGGUGAACCUACAAGCAACAACCCAGUUGGUCUUGCUCCCGGACUAUGCAAAUUUCAUGGUGGUUGGGGAUUUGGAAAUGGAAUUCCAUCAGAUGUCCCUAUUUAUGGCGGGUUCUCAUCAUGUCUUGAAACUACAUUGAACAAAGACAUUGAGUGUCCAAAGAGGUUCAACCUCACACCGUCAAUGAAGUCUCUGUUGAAAAGAAAUGUUGCAAUGUUUGCUGCGGGAUUCCGGGCAAAUGCAAAAGCAGUUGUAGUACAAUCUCAGGCACAACCACAGGUUUGUCCAAGCUCUUUAUCUGGUGAUGAACCACCCUCGGGGGUAGCAUCUGGGUCAGAAGUUCAAGCUGUUCAGCAUGAGGAGCCUCGAGAUUCACAGCCUUCUGAUGUUGUGACCUCUGUUUUGAGUAGCUUGGGUAGUUUGAGUCUUGAAGAGAAGCAAGAUGGUGGCACAGCUGACAUGAAGAAUGAGAUAAUCUUGAAUCUGAUCCAUCAGAUUAGGGAGCUUGAAGGACAAGUUAAGGAUCGCAAGGAGUGGGCCCACCAGAAAGCAAUGCAAGCUGCUAGAAAACUGAGCAGUGAUCUAACAGAACUUAAGAUGCUAAGAAUGGAGAGGGAGGAGACUCAACGGCUUAAGAAGGGUAAGCAGGCUCUUGAGGACACAACCAUGAAGAGGCUCUCAGAGAUGGAGAAUGCCCUAAGAAAGGCAAGUGGCCAAGUUGACCGUGCAAAUGCAGCUGUGAGAAGGCUUGAAACUGAGAAUGCAGAGAUACGGGCAGAGAUGGAAGCUUCCAAGUUAAGUGCAUCAGAAUCAGUUACAACCUGUUUGGAAGUUGCAAAGAGAGAGAAGAAGUGCCUUAAGAGGCUUCUGGCUUGGGAGAAACAGAAAGCUAAGUUGCAGGAGGAGGUAGCCGAGGAGAAGCAGAAGAUUGCUCAGCUGCAACAACAGUUAACCUUGGUCAAGGAAUCUCAAAGGGAAACUGAGGUAAAGUGGAGGCAGGAACUGAAAGCUAAAGAUCUAGCCAUUGCACAGGUAGAGGAGGAUAGAAGAUCAAAGGAAGCAGCUGAGGCAACUGCUAAAAGAAAGCAGGAGGCCUUACGUCGGAAGAUAGAGAUAGACUUCCAGAGGCACAAGGAUGAUAUCCAAAGGCUGGAACAGGAACUGUCUCGUCUCAAAGCAACCGCAGAAUCUACUCAACUAAGUAACCCAUCUAAUACCAUGUCUGCAGAAGCAAAGAUCCAGAAAGAAACAAAUUUGAAGUUGAUUGAAGAACUAUAUAAAUUGGAAGAUUCUUCUGAUACAGAAACAAACAUUGAGAGGGAAUGCUUGAUCUGUAUGAAGGAUGAAGUCUCAGUUGUUUUCCUUCCAUGCGCCCAUCAAGUUCUGUGUGCUAAUUGCAAUGAGGAUUACAACAAGAAGGUAAAAGCUACUUGUCCAUGUUGCCGGGUCAAGAUCGAACACAGAAUCCGUGUCUUCGGUGCAAGCUCCUAGUUUGGUUAAAUAAGUUCUGUGGAUGAGUAAUAAACUUGGUGGGUUAAAAACUAUACAUUAUAAUCCCUCACCAUCAUUGUCAUUGAUGGUUUUGUUGCUAUCUUGCACUUUAAGGACAUAUCCGGGUGUAUCAACAUCAUUAUCUGCAAAUAAAGUAUGCCUUGUCUCAGGUUGUACUUUGAUACGAGUAAAAGGAAUGCUCAUUACUUGGUGAACAAAUUGUUGGUUGCCAUUAUCUUUAUAUUUUAGCAAAUGCUUCCGUAACAUCAGAUUUUGGGGAAAAUAAAGUAUGCAUUUUGGGGAAAAACUAUGCUGAUAAUAAAACACAAAUAUUAUGUUGUA